Ostreobium quekettii is the source of this 540-nucleotide messenger RNA. NCBI's taxonomy places the organism in Eukaryota, Viridiplantae, Chlorophyta, Ulvophyceae, Bryopsidales, Ostreobiaceae. The record is from the annotation of a GenBank genome assembly.
AUGGCCGAAAACCGCCCAGUGAUUGUGGAGGAGUUCUCGCGGCCCAGCAAGCGGCCCAAGCUGGAGUCGGUCCGGCUGCGCGUGAAGAAGCUGUGCGAGCAUGCCGUCCUGCCGAGGAGGGGUUCUCCGGGGGCGGCGGGAUACGACCUCUCCAGUGCGGAUGACUUCGUCGUGCCUUCGAGAGGGAAGGCUCUCAUCAAGACGGGCCUGGCCGUGGGGAUCCCCAGCGGCACUUAUGGCCGCGUGGCCCCGCGUUCCGGGCUGGCGAUCAAGAAUUUCAUAGACGUCGGCGCGGGGGUCAUUGACGAGGACUAUCGGGGGGCCCUGGGCGUCAUUCUCUUCAACCACGGCGACGAGGACUUCCAAGUCAAGAGGGGUGACAGGAUCGCACAACUAAUUCUUGAGCGCAUUAUCACUCCUGACGUUGAGGAGGUGGCAGAACUGGAGGAGACAGAGAGGGGAGAGGGUGGCUUCGGGUCGACGGGGGUUGCUUUGGCAGAAAAGGACCAGAAUCGUGCCAGGACUGUGCCUGUGGUUUAA